Molecule: messenger RNA, 2736 nt
Organism: Diaporthe batatas
Lineage: Eukaryota; Fungi; Ascomycota; Sordariomycetes; Diaporthales; Diaporthaceae
Exons: 1
Coding region: 386-2692 (768 amino acids)
Cellular component (GO): VCP-NPL4-UFD1 AAA ATPase complex
Molecular function (GO): polyubiquitin modification-dependent protein binding
Source: RefSeq, a predicted model, not a curated record
UGCUUGACUCGCCAGCUCGCUCAAGCCCACCCGCUACGGAGCACUCCAAUUGAUUAUGUCACCGAAGUUGUCGGGCUCUUUUGCCGACGUCGGCUCCGGUCCUCUGCCUGCCCCCACACAGACAACUACGCCUCGGGAAAGAUGACGAUAGCAGACCUGCCUGCGACUCGGACCGCCUUGUAGUUGGACCUGGAUGGAACUCGGGAGAAACGUCGGCUUGCCUUUCCAACAAGGCUGACCGAGCAGAACCCUGGACCUCGAGAUAUGCCUUAACUCACCUACACAAAGUGCCCUCGACCCCUUGCCUCCACUCCGACCUGCAAUAACGUCGCCCUUGUUGCAUCUCCUUGACCACCGCAACCCAAGCUGCAAGGCCUUGCACAACAUGGCAGACCAGCCGAUCAGCCUGCAGUGGUCCGCAUCCUACAAUGUUGUCUCGCCAUCCGACCGCGCCUCACGAGGCCUCGAGGGCGACAAGAUCCGCCUCCCCCAGUCCGCUCUCGAGAACCUCCUCUCAGAGUCCACCAAACAAGCCAGCAAUCUCGGCUCGGCCUACGAUCCCUCGAACCCCUACUCACGCACAGCGAGACCGCAGUACUCAGACUCUUUGGCCGGCUUCACCGGCCAGCUGCCGAAUCCCCUGAUGUUCCGCCUCGUCAAUCCCGCAAACGGGAACACGGUCUAUGCUGGAAUCCGCGAAUUCUCAGCAGAGGAGGGCCAAGUCGCCCUGAGCCCGUACUUGCUGGAAGCGCUAGGCAUUGAUGUAGCAAGCCAGAAAGCCGGGGAAGGGGUGGACAACGCAAUAGACCCAACAGGUACAAACGGCGAAGCAGGAGGGGCAAAAAUCAGGGUUGAUUCCAAGGUUCUGCCAAAGGGGACAUAUGUCCGACUGCGCCCAUUAGAAGCUGGCUACAACCCAGGCGACUGGAAAGCACUGCUGGAGCGGCACAUGCGAGGCGCAUUCACAACAUUGACCAAGGAUGCCAUAUUAUCAGUCCGUGGAGUAAAAGGCGAGACAUUCCAGUUCCUCGUCGACAAAUUCGAACCAGAAGGAGACGGGGUUUGUGUCGUUGAUACCGACCUGCAAGUCGAUAUCGAGGCUCUGAAUGAAGAGCAAGCCCGCGAAACCGUGCGUCAGAUCAUGGCCAGGGCUCAAAGAGCCCCGGGCACCGCCGAUGGCAGCUCAGUCGGCGGUACGAUCGAUAUCUGGAAGCCAGUCCAAGGCCAGGUCGUAGAAGGGGACUAUGUUGACUAUGAGUUGGACGCCUGGGAUAAGAGUCGCGACUUGGAGAUAGGCUUGAGUGGCAUACAGGAUGGUGAUGAGAUCGACCUGUUUGUCAGCCCCCGGUCCGCUCGCUCUCGUGUUUCACCCCGCGACUCCGAGCACGUCUUUGGUGAUUUUUCGACACCAGAACAAGGAUCCAAGAGGAUCAUAGUGUCCUCACGAAACGCCGAGUUGGACGGAGCAGAUGGGUUGCGAAUUUCAGUCCACGGUUAUGCGCCGAAUGAUCAAGACAGCCCGAACACGAGCCCGAGGCCUUUCAUCUUGAGGGUUCGUGCUGCCCCAGAAGAGACAACUUCAAUUGCCGCCGAACGUCUGGAAGAGCACUCGGCAGACGACGAGCAGUGCAAGAACUGUCUCCAGUGGGUACCAAAACGAACCAUGUUUAUGCAUGAAAACUUCUGCCUGCGGAACAACAUAGCCUGCCCACACUGCAAGAACGUGUUUCAGAAGCGAUCGUUGGAAUGGCAGAAUCAUUGGCACUGCGACAAAGACGAGAGCUUCGGCAGCUCCGCGGAGAGCAAAGCCAAGCACGACCGCAUCUUCCACACACCACAUACCUGCUCGAGCUGCGGGCCUGAUCAGACCUUUCCAUCCCUCCCAUUACUGGCUAACCACCACACCACUGUAUGCCCGUCCAAACUCAUUCUCUGCCGAUUCUGCCACCUGGAAGUCCCACAAGAAGGUGAUCCCGCGGAUCCCGCUUCGGAGGCGGAAACAGCCAUCUCGGGCCUCACACCGCACGAGCGGGCCGACGGCGCCAGGACGACGGACUGCCACCUCUGCGGCAAGAUCAUAAGGCUGAGGGACAUGGCAGCGCACACGGCGAACCACGAGCUCGACAAGAAGUACCGGGAGGCCCCGCAGAUCUGCCGCGACAAGCUCUGCGGGCGCACACUUCACGGCGUGGGACCAAGGGGCCAGAUCGGCGCCGGCACGCGGAUGGGCCAGGGCCCCGGUAACAACCUGGGCAUCUGCUCGAUCUGUUUUAGCCCGCUGUACGCGGCCAUGCACGACCCCGAGGGCAAGGCGCUGCGCCGCCGCAUCGAGCGCCGCUACCUAACCCAGCUCAUGGCCGGGUGCAACAAGGCCUGGUGUGCCAACCAUUGGUGCAAGACGGGGAGGAAGAACCUCGGCAUGGAGCCCAAGGCCCCCGCCGGUGGUGCAGCUGGUCUGAUUCAGGAGGUCAAGCCGCUUGUUGCCGAGGUCGAUGAUCCGAGCAAGCCGAUGUAUUUCUGUGUGGACGAGGGCGGUCAGAAGCGCCGCAUGGUGGCUGAAGUGCUUGCUUCGGAGGGCGUUUGGGACCUGGAGUGGUGUAUUGCAGCUACUGAGGCAGAGGGGCCAAACAUGGACAAGGGGAGGGAAUGGUUGCGGAACUGGGCCCCUGCCAAAGGUGGCACCGUUUCAUGAGGUUGGAUACAGACAUCGAAGCGAAUAGACCAAUUUGAUACCCG